AUGCAGCUGCUGGCUCAGGAGUUUGCGGAGGACGCCAAGGAGGUCGAGCACUUCAUGACGGACGCCAGAGACACCCCAGAAGAGCUGCCUGCUGCUAUUUUUAUUUGUUUUUAUACAGCAGCAGCAACAAACGACUCGCCCCCAUCAACGGCAGACAAACAGCAGCAGCAGCAGGAGCAGGAGCAGCAGCAGCAGCAGCAGCAGCAGCAGCAGCAGGAGCAGCAGCAGCAGCAGGAGCAGCAGCAGCAGCAGCAGGAGCAGCAGCAGCAGCAGCAGCCUCAGACACAGGAAAACCCUAAACCCUAA
Messenger RNA from Eimeria mitis, 306 nucleotides. RefSeq lists its product as uncharacterized. The transcript has 2 exons. Bases 1 to 306 code for a protein of 101 amino acids. NCBI's taxonomy places the organism in Eukaryota, Apicomplexa, Conoidasida, Eucoccidiorida, Eimeriidae. The record is from RefSeq and is a predicted model, not a curated record.